AUGACUGUAUUCACUACAAUAAUCAAUCCAGAAGAUUUCCAUGAUCCAAGGUUCCAUUCACCAACACUGGUUUCUCCAACUGUUCAAUUUCAGUUACUUCCGAUGAGGUAUUUAACAACAUACAAUUUACAGCAUUACCUUUUCGAUAUACACCGGCUACCAGCAGAAACACACAACAACAGUAUACUGUCGGUAGCCAUAUCUAACGUAUCAUUUGAAGGUUAUGGUUCUAUCAAUCUCCUAAAGGACCAAUUUGAUAUACUUUGGGACAAUUCGAAACUGAAAAGGUUGGAUAUUGAUUUUACCAGAUUUUCAUUCAAAGAUCGAAUUUUUGGGAGGGUUGUUUCUUUGAUCAACCAUAUUCUGAAAAAUACAGAAUAUAAUGCAUUUUUAAGUGUAACUCUUGCCAUUGAGAAAAAUAUGAAUCUGUCGGAUGAAUCCAUGAAGAUAUUGAAUUUAUUACAUGCUGAAUAUAUUAACAUCAACAUGAUAAACCUACUAGUUCCUAAAGAGUUUAAAAGACGAGGAAAAACGUGGGCAGAUAUGCUGAAAACGAUCUUGUCUAAUGUGGAGAUGCAACUACGAGGUUAUGAUGCUGAAAAUACACAUUUUAUAGGAAACAUUGAAAAAUAUAUUGGAAUUACCUUGGAUUGUGAUAUCACUAAUGACGAUAUAUCAUCGAUUCGACAUUCUGUUCGUAAUACUGUGAUUCAUGGCGAAAGAAAAAACAUUACAGAUGAUGAGCUUAUGGUUAUAUGGAACUGGUCUAACAAUAUUGGGUUGGGACAGUUACAAAUAAAAUCUUACUUAACAAACUCGAAAAACGUCAAAAAGUUCCUUGAAAGAAACCAGUUACGUCUGCAAAACUAUAACUCUUUAACAUUACCAAAAGAUGCCUUACUACAACUAGCAAACGAAGUUUCGGGAGGCAGGUCGCUAUCCAUGGCAUCCGUGGAAUCUAUGGUUACAAUUGACGACUAUGUACCUAUUCCAUAUUUCGAAGUGCAAAGGGGUCUACCUGAUUAUGAGACUGCCUUAAAUGAUAAGGUAAACGAAUUCAAUUUCUCGGAAAAUGAUAAUAAUACACUCCAAAAAUUACCCAGUUAUACAUCACAAUUCUAUGUUCCAAAGAACCAAUAA
Messenger RNA from Pichia kudriavzevii, 1140 nucleotides. RefSeq lists its product as uncharacterized. The coding region runs from base 1 to 1140 and encodes 379 amino acids. The record is from RefSeq and is a predicted model, not a curated record. The transcript has a single exon. Lineage: Eukaryota; Fungi; Ascomycota; Pichiomycetes; Pichiales; Pichiaceae.